Mangifera indica (mango) is the source of this 1084-nucleotide messenger RNA. RefSeq names its product two-component response regulator ORR4-like. Bases 317 to 901 code for a protein of 194 amino acids. The transcript has 2 exons. The record is from RefSeq and is a predicted model, not a curated record. Lineage: Eukaryota; Viridiplantae; Streptophyta; Magnoliopsida; Sapindales; Anacardiaceae. Gene Ontology annotation, biological process: phosphorelay signal transduction system; cytokinin-activated signaling pathway.
AGGCAACUCAAUAAAGAGUCAAAUGGGAAAAUAAUUAAGAAAAGAAAAGUCUACUAAUAUACUAAUUGGAAACAAACAUGGCACCUUCCUUGCUUGUUCUCUAAUUCAAAAAUCAACUUAGAAGAUCCUUAAGAUUCUUGACGAAAUCCGCAAGAUCUUGCUUUCCGAACUGUACAGAUAUCCUCAAGAUUUGUCUCUCAAUGCCUUCCCAUUUAAAACUCAAUCGCCCUCUCCUUCAUUUUCAUCAUCUUCCUCUCCGUCUCUCAACAUCUUCUUCUACCUUCAUUUUUACACCAGGAAAAAAAAAUUUUCAAUCAUGGGUAUGGCUGCUGUUGAAGCUCAAACCCAGUUUCACGUUCUUGCUGUUGAUGACAGUCUUGUUGACAGAAAGUUGAUAGAAAAACUCCUUAAAAUUUCUUCUUACCAAGUUACUGUUGUGGACUCUGGGAGUAAGGCCUUGGAAAUCUUGGGUUUGUUGAAUGAAGACAAAAAUGAGAUAAAUUCUGAAAUUGCUUCUGUUUCACCUCAUCAUCAAGACAUAGAAGUCAAUUUAAUUAUCACAGAUUAUUGUAUGCCUGGAGUGACUGGCUAUGAUCUCCUCAGAAAAGUGAAGACAUCAGCAUCUUUGAAAGAUAUCCCAGUUGUGAUUAUGUCCUCAGAAAAUGUUCCUUCAAGAAUCAACAGGUGCUUGGAGGAAGGAGCUGAAGAAUUCUUCCUGAAGCCAGUUCAAUUAUCAGAUGUCAGCAGGCUUAAGCCUCAUCUCAUGAAGGGAAAGCCAAAGGAGAAUACUAAUGGUGAAACAAACAAUAACAAGAGAAAAGGAAUAGAAGAAAUCAGCUCUUCUGAUAGAACAAGAACAAGAUACAAAAGCACCAAUGGCUUGGAUCUAAUUAAGCCAUAAAAUUAGCUAUUGUUUUUCUAAGUUCCUUUAAUUUGCAGUAUUUUGGUUCCUACAGCAGUUCUCUUGUUUUUACUUUUCUUUUAACCUUGAUUGUACAGUUUCUCCAUAGAAUUUUUUUUUUUUUUUUUUUAAAUUGAGAGAGGUGUAGGUCAUAUUAUUAUCAAAAGAAAAACAUUCAUUUAA